Molecule: messenger RNA, 609 nt
Organism: Caenorhabditis bovis
Lineage: Eukaryota; Metazoa; Nematoda; Chromadorea; Rhabditida; Rhabditidae
Source: the annotation of a GenBank genome assembly
AUGCCUUCCGACAACGCGACAUUGAAGAGAAAACACUCUCCACAAAGGGUGUUCCCAUUUCUCGCACUUCCUCGUUUAGCUCAAGAAAAGGUGGUAUCGUUAAUGGACGUCAGAGCGAGAGAGUUUUUUUCGGUGUGCUCGAGAUAUGCACAAGAAUUGGAAAGAACCUCGACUCUUCAACUAGACACUCUCGAGUUUACUGACCAUGAAAGUUGGCGGUGUAUUCCACCAGAAUCCAACGAAGUGACAGUAUAUGGAAUACACAUAUCACCGAGUACACACAAAAAAGUCUACCGAACAUCGAUUUAUCGGAAAUUUGGAGAAAAUCACACAAAAGUUAAUGGACCAUAUGGUAAUGGAAAGGAAAUGGUGCUAGAGAACACUGACUUUUAUGAACGUGGACUCUCAAUGCUUCAUAAAAUAUUGAAGCAAAUUAAUUAUCGAGUUAGAAGAUUUGUAGUUAGAGUGGAUCGAUGGAAUGUUGAUCAUAUUCCGCUUCAUAAAUUGGACGGAUGCAAAUCAAUUCACUUGGAUUUUUCAAGUAUCGAUCAAUUAAAAUCAAUAUUGAAGGUUGUGUCUGAAGAAACCAAAGAUAUCACUUUAGUGUAA